UGCUCUCUCUCGUCCGCUUUCUUACCCCAGAGAAGGUGAACCUUGGUAGGCUCUUCGGAACCGUUUUUUAACUCUCAGCAGAACUCCCCCCCGAAAAAUCCGCAAACAUGACCAGGAAAUUCUUCGUCGGUGGAAACUGGAAGAUGAACGGCGACAAGAAGAGCCUUGGGGAGCUCAUCCACACCAUGAACACAGCCAAGGUUGACCCCAAUGUCGAGGUUGUGUGCGGUGCCCCAGCAAUCUACCUGGACUUCGCCAGGUCCAAGCUGGACCACAAGUUCGGUGUGGCUGCUCAGAACUGCUACAAAGUUCCCAAGGGUGCCUUCACUGGGGAGAUCAGCCCUGCGAUGAUCAAGGACUGCGGUGUUCACUGGGUUAUCCUGGGACACUCUGAGAGGCGCCAUGUCUUCCACGAGAGCGAUGAGCUCAUCGGCCAGAAGACAGCCCACGCUCUGGAGAAUGGCCUCGGUGUGAUCGCCUGCAUCGGUGAGAAGCUGGAUGAGAGAGAGGGCGGUAUCACAGAGAAGGUCGUCUUUGCUCAGACCAAGGUCAUCGCAGACAAUGUAAAGGACUGGAGCAAGGUCGUGCUUGCUUACGAGCCAGUGUGGGCUAUUGGCACCGGCAAGACUGCCUCCCCAGCACAGGCUCAGGAAGUGCACCACAAGCUGAGGGAGUGGCUGAAGACCCACGUGUCUGAGGCUGUUGCCAGCUCUGUGAGGAUCAUCUAUGGAGGAUCUGUGACUGGUGCCACCUGCAAGGAGCUCGGCUCCCAGGCUGAUGUUGAUGGUUUCCUUGUUGGUGGAGCCUCCCUGAAGCCAGAGUUCGUUGAGAUCAUCAACGCCAAGGCAUAAAUACCCGGACAAACUGCGACAAGGCCAUGUCCAGAUCCGAGACCGACUCCAUUCGGACGAUCCAUCAAUCCCUUACACUCAGCACUUAGUCCUCUUCCCCCCUUUAUGUUCAAAGUAUUUGUGUGGUGUCGUUCCCUCCUUUUCCUUUAUUAUUUUGGUAUAUUUCGUCAUGAAAUAAAGGGACAGGUUGACACAUGCACUGUACUGCACUGAAAAGCCCACUGAGAUAGUCUGUGUGCAUACUAACUUCCACACCAGGUGCUCAAGCUGUAAAGACUGAUAAUUACACCUUGAGGUGGACGGGCAGUCCACGCCUUUACUUGAAGAGUUUACCAACUUUUAUGUAAACAGUGUCACGGCUCUUGUCAAUCAGAUGUAAUUGUCUUUUUAAUAUCUGUCUCUUUUGUGUGAUUAUGAUGUUCUGUGGCUUUUUACCUCCCUGUAGACGUGCAUGAUCCGCACCCUGAUUGGCUCUUUCGCCAAGAGGGUAGCGUCCAUUACAUGUUAACCAUAUUGUGUCAUGGCCGAUUGGUACGAGGGUGUGAAGGCUUUAAGGAAACAUUAUAAUAAACAGUCAAGAGAUGG
Molecule: messenger RNA, 1436 nt
Organism: Thunnus maccoyii (southern bluefin tuna)
Lineage: Eukaryota; Metazoa; Chordata; Actinopteri; Scombriformes; Scombridae
Gene: tpi1b
Product: triosephosphate isomerase 1b
Exons: 7
Coding region: 108-851 (247 amino acids)
Biological process (GO): glyceraldehyde-3-phosphate biosynthetic process; gluconeogenesis; glycerol catabolic process
Cellular component (GO): cytosol
Molecular function (GO): triose-phosphate isomerase activity
Source: RefSeq, a predicted model, not a curated record